This is a messenger RNA of Phaedon cochleariae (mustard beetle), 909 nucleotides long. The record is from the annotation of a GenBank genome assembly. NCBI's taxonomy places the organism in Eukaryota, Metazoa, Arthropoda, Insecta, Coleoptera, Chrysomelidae.
AUGAGCUCAAAUAAUAAACGUACUAUCUAUGUAGGCGGUCUAGCAGAGGAAGUCGAUGAAAAGGUACUGAACGCAGCUUUCAUCCCAUUCGGAGAUAUCAUCGACGUACAGAUCCCAUUGGACUAUGAAUCAGAGAAACACAGGGGAUUUGCUUUUAUCGAAUUCGAAAGUGCAGAAGAUGCAGCAGCAGCCAUAGACAACAUGAACGAUUCUGAAUUAUUUGGUAGAACUAUCAGAGUCAAUUUGGCCAAACCACAGAGGAUAAAAGAGGGAUCUACAAGACCUGUAUGGUCAGAAGAUACUUGGCUGCAACAACAUGCAGGUGAAACUAUUGGUAAAAAAAUUGGGGAGAUUGUUGAAACACAAGAGCAGACUGAAAGUGAAACUGAUACAAAACAGGAACCAAAAAAAGUUAAGAAUCCACAGGUCUAUUUUGAUAUUAAGAUUGGAAAGGCAGAGGUAGGCAGGAUUACAAUGAUGCUGCGUGCUGAUGUUGUACCACGUACUGCAGAAAACUUCAGGUGUUUGUGUACCCAUGAGAAGGGAUAUGGAUUUCAAGACAGCUCAUUUCACAGAAUCAUCCCUGAUUUCAUGUGUCAGGGUGGAGAUUUCACUAAUCACAAUGGGACUGGUGGCAAGUCAAUUUAUGGCAGAAAAUUUGCAGAUGAAAAUUUUGAAUUGAAACAUGUGGGACCAGGGACUCUUUCUAUGGCCAAUUCUGGACCAAACUCAAAUGGCUCCCAAUUUUUUAUAUGCACUGCAAAAACAGAUUGGUUGGAUGGGAAGCAUGUUGUUUUUGGGCAUGUGAUCAGUGGUAUGGAUGUAGUCAAGAGAAUGGAGAGGUGUGGUGCAAAAAGUGGAAAACCUACUGAAAAAAUAACUAUUUGUUCUUGUGGUGAGGUUCAAUGA